UUUUAGAGAGUGUGAGAAAGAAACGGGGCGUUCCAACGAGGGUGGGCAGUAACCAGCUUAUUAUAAAAGCCUGCAGCCUCUAAACAGACAGCACCUUCUGGAAAAGGUUUCUGAUAAAAAGCUUCAAUCGUCCAGAGAGAGAAGUCCAACUUAUUCUUCAGCCAUGACUGAGAGGCGCAUCCCUUUCACUUUCCUCCGCACUCCAUCCUGGGACCCAUUCCGUGACUGGUACCAAGGCAGCAGGAUCUUUGACCAGGCAUUUGGGAUGCCAGCAGUACCAGAGGAGAUGCAUGUCUUUCCCAGCACCCACUGGCCUGGCUAUAUGCGCCCUUCCAUUGGUGCUGAUAUGGCCUCCCUGAUGCACAGUGCUCAGGUACCCCCACUUACCAUGCCCACUCCGAUAGUGCCUCAUCCAGCAGCCUAUGCCCGUGCCUUGUCACGCCAACUCAGCACCGGGUUGUCUGAGAUCAAGCAGACACAGGAUGGCUGGAAGGUAAGCUUGGACGUCAACCAUUUUGCUCCUGAGGAGCUCACAGUGAAGACCAAGGAUGGUGUGGUGGAGAUCACUGGAAAACACGAGGAGCGGAAGGACGAGCAUGGUGUCAUUUCCAGAUCCUUCACUAGGAAGUACACACUGCCCCCUAGUGCCGAUGCAGAAAAAAUCACAUCCUCACUUUCCCCUGAGGGUAUCCUGACUGUGGAGGCACCUCUCCCCAAACCCGCCAUCCAGUCCUCUGAGAUCACCAUCCCCGUCAACACGAGCAGCAGCGUCGUGCAAAAGCAGGAUGGAGCAAAGUGAUGAAGAGGAGAAGAAAUGUUUACAAGCAUGACGUUUAAGAUAGACAAGACACAAAAGACACUGUUUUACAUGCUGCACGCUCUAGUCUCAGCCUUUUCAAUGCACGCUUUAGUGUAAGACUUGGGGUUGAUGCAUUUCUUUUUUCCUCUUUGUCUUUCUUUUUGUGUGUGUGUGUGUGUCAACAUAACCAUGUGCACUGCAACCAUAUGUUAGUUCUACUGUAAUUACACACUUCCUUUGAAUAAUGGACACACACACACACACACCGUUUGCUGGCGAGAACUGAAAGCAGUUUGCACACUUACUAAUAGAGGGGUGUUGUUUUCUUUGUCACACAAACACACAAGUAGGCCUACACAGAGGGAGACAGUCUUGACACAACUCACACACCUCUGAGCCCCAACAAAGCAGUUCUUUCCCUCCCUCUGGCACAAGAGAGCAAACAGUAUGAAAAGGCUCUAUGGAGUGUUAAGGCUGUGUAAUGUUCUUAUAAUGAUUUCUAUGAUCAUAUGAUCAUUUAGCAGAACACAGUGCUAUGAACUAUUCAAUAAACCUUUGAACUUCAAAUUUC
Molecule: messenger RNA, 1370 nt
Organism: Ictalurus furcatus (blue catfish)
Lineage: Eukaryota; Metazoa; Chordata; Actinopteri; Siluriformes; Ictaluridae
Gene: hspb1
Product: heat shock protein, alpha-crystallin-related, 1
Exons: 3
Coding region: 164-799 (211 amino acids)
Biological process (GO): protein refolding; response to heat
Molecular function (GO): protein folding chaperone
Source: RefSeq, a predicted model, not a curated record